UUUUAUAGUGUCUUAAGUAUUAUAAAAUGAACUUUAUGUUGGUGUAGUAAUUAUUCAUUUGAAUGACGCAGGACCCACGUUGCAUUGGAAAAACGUAGGACCCAUGUCGCAACUCAAAAUCUGAUUAUCCUUUGGCGGCAAAAUUCAUACUGGGAAAAUAUAAAACAAAAGACAAAUCGGUCAGUUGGUCCAACAAAUUGGUCCCGAAUAAGAUUUUGCCUACGAAAAUGCUAACCACCAACGAGAUUGGUCUGUGUAUUGUGGAUAUGGACCACCUCGUUAGUAAUGACGUUGGAGACCAUAAUAAACAAAGACACUAUGCAUGUUCACUAAUAUAUGUAGACUCGUCAAACAAGAAUGAAUGUGUAACCAAAUCAUUCGCACUCGAAAAUCCAGUUAUAAAAUAACAUCAGGCCCAUUUGGGUUAGCAAAUCAGAGGCCCAUACGCAACCGCUAAAGACCUCACAAACAUCGGGGACAAUCUCGUAAUUUCAAAGCAUUCGAAGCGAGAUGAACCAAUCCGUCUUUCGCUCUUUACUCGGUCAACAAACCACUUGAAGACGAACACGUGUCACACUUUCGUUGGCUCAAAAAGAGCGCAUCGGGUGCUAUAUAAAUGCCGUUACGCCUCGUAACGGUUUCCUAAUUUCCCCGAGUAAACCAACCGAAGCGAUCAGAGAGAACUUUUUCCCGCCAGCGAUAGUGAAAGUAGAAAGAGCGAUCGAAGAAGAUGGCGAUGGAAGUAGCGACACCGGCUCCGGCACCGAUCAACGCACCGGAGAGAAACAUCAUCCUCGCGCCGGCGACUGUUGAGACUCACAAGAAGAACAGGAUCCAAGUCUCCAACACGAAGAAACCGUUGUUCUUCUACGUUAAUCUCGCCAAGAUGCAGAGGUACAUGCAGCAACACAAUGAGGUCGAACUCUCUGCGCUUGGAAUGGCAAUCACAACUGUGGUGACAAUCUCUGAGAUCUUGAAGAACAAUGGAUUGGCUACAGAGAAGAAAGUGUUGACAUCUACCGUGGGAAUGAAGGACGAGACUAAAGGAAGGAUGGUUCAGAAGGCAAAGAUUGAGAUUGUGUUGGGCAAAUCAGACAAGUUUGACUCUUUGGUACCACCUGUGACCAACGGCAAAACGCCGGAGGAGGUAGCUAAAGCAGAGACGGAGGCUGCUGUUGAAGUACAAGAAGCUGCAGCCACCGAGGCCUAGGACGGAGCUGCCUCAGAAACACCACAUAUGAAAGAUCGAUUUUCGCUUUUGUUUUGCUUUGCUUUGUUGUUUUUGUUUCUUUUGUGACAUAUCGAACAUAAUACUCAAUAGACAUGCUAGUAGUUUGUUUAGGAAAAUACUACUCUAGUAUUUUUUGUUUGAGAAAUAUAUAUUUCUCCCAAACAUUCCAAUGAUAUAUUUUCUCAUUUAUUUCUUCUUAAUAGUAAAUCCCAAUUAUAAUAUUUGAAUUUUAAAUUUUAGUGAUGACUGUUUAGAAUUUAGUAUUUAGUGGAUGAGGAUGAGUUUAACAUUUUUUUAUAAAUAAUUUUAAACAUUUAUAAAUAAUUUAUGAGGGUUAAUUUUUUUAAUAAUAAAAUUAAGGUAUUUAUUAAAAUGGUAAUCAUUUAAAUGUAAAUUUUAAAAGUUAAAAUUCCUUCUAAAUUUUUAAAGAGUGUAUAUAUAUGAAUGUGACCUUUUGCCAAAUUAAAGUAAAAUAAUGAUUUAAAAGUUACUACUAUAUCAUACAUUAAUUUUUAAUUUCUAAAUAUCCAACACACAUACAUUAUUAUUUGCAAAAUGAUAUUUUGCAUUUGAGAUCUCACGUUAAAUACUAGAGUUAUACGCUUAAUGAAUAAUAAAUAAUUAAAUUUUUAUUAGCUAAUAGAAAUUUAAAACAUAUCUCCCAUCUUCUUUUUAUAAAUGAGAGUAAGUCUAAAUUAUCAAGGAGUAAUCGAACUAUCUCCCAUCUUCUUUUUCAGAUGACAAUUUUUUUUUCCUCCUAAAACCAAUCAAGAGGAAUAAUGUCAAGUAAUUUUCGGAUUUUAAAACUAGACGAGGAAGUUUAUAAAUGAGAGAAAGUCUAAAUUAUCAAGGAGGAAUCCAACUAUCUCCCAUCUUCUUUUUCAGAUGACAAUUUUUUUUCCUUCUAAAACCAAUCAAGAGGAAUAAUGUCAAGUAAUUUUUUCGGAUUUUAAAACUAGACGAGGAAAUUUAUAAAUGAGAGAAAGUCUAAAUUAUCAA
Molecule: messenger RNA, 2230 nt
Organism: Brassica rapa (field mustard)
Lineage: Eukaryota; Viridiplantae; Streptophyta; Magnoliopsida; Brassicales; Brassicaceae
Cellular component (GO): nucleus
Molecular function (GO): RNA binding
Source: RefSeq, a predicted model, not a curated record